Lacerta agilis (Sand lizard) is the source of this 1346-nucleotide messenger RNA. It is a transcript of the gene CCN4, whose product is annotated as cellular communication network factor 4. Bases 212 to 1306 code for a protein of 364 amino acids. The record is from RefSeq and is a predicted model, not a curated record. Gene Ontology annotation, biological process: signal transduction; cell adhesion. Gene Ontology annotation, cellular component: extracellular matrix; extracellular region. Gene Ontology annotation, molecular function: integrin binding; heparin binding. The transcript has 5 exons. NCBI's taxonomy places the organism in Eukaryota, Metazoa, Chordata, Lepidosauria, Squamata, Lacertidae.
AAAUGCAGGGCUCGUCCUUUACCCUGACGUCAGAUCUGUCUUCAAUAAAACCUCCCUUAGAGCCCAAAGGGAAGAGUCAGACCCGCUGUCAACCCCGGCUGCGCUCUGCAUUCCCUCAAAGAGGUGCCUAAUUUGUUCCAAAAGGAGUUUUAUUUUCCCCCCUUUUAAAAGAUCUGGGUUCAAUCAAUGUCUUUCAUCCUGACUUCCAGUGAUGAGGUGGCUUCUGCCGUGGAUUCUAGCAACCAACGGCAUUCUGCAGGUCUUUGCCCAGAACAUCACCACGACCACAACUACCAUGUCACCCCCUGCCACCUCCUCCGCAACCGAGGCUUACGCACGGACGGAGUACUGUAAGUGGCCGUGCGAAUGUCCGAAGACGCCGCCCGCCUGCCCGGUGGGUGUCAGCCUGAUGACUGACGGCUGUGAGUGCUGCAAGACGUGUGCCAAGCAGCUGGGGGAGAACUGCACCGAGGCAGACACUUGCGACGUCCACAGGGGGCUGUACUGUGACUACAGCAGAGACAGACCUAGGUACGAAAUAGGAGUGUGUUCACAAAUUGUCGGCCUCGACUGCAUCCUCGAUGGGGUCAGGUACAAGAACGGACAGUCCUUCCAGCCCAAUUGCAAGUACAAUUGCACCUGCAUCGGAGGAGCUGUGGGCUGCGUCCCCACCUGCAGAGACUCCAAGCCGCCCCUCGUUUGGUGCCCCAACCCCAAACAGAUUAAGUUGAAAGGGCAGUGCUGCGAACAGUGGGUCUGCGACGACUCCAAGAAAAUCAGAAAGACCUCCCCACGGCACAUCUCCUCUGCAGUUUACGAAGGGGAAAUUGAGUCGUGGCAGAAAAACUGCAUCCCCCACACCUCUUCCUGGAGUCCCUGCUCGAAGACCUGCGGGAUGGGCACGUCCCAAAGAAUCUCAAAUGAGAACGACCAGUGCCGCCUAACAAAAGAGAGCCGGCUCUGUAACAUGCGCCCAUGUGAAGAGAACAUCGCCAAGCACAUUAAGCCUGGAAAGAAAUGCUUAGCAGUGUACAGGAGACAGGAGCUGAUGAACUAUACUCUGUCUGGAUGUGUGAGCAAGGCAGCUUACCGGCCAAAAUACUGCGGCAUCUGUGUGGACAAUCGCUGCUGUACUCCGUACAAGUCGAAGACCAUAGACGUGAGCUUCGUGUGCCCGGAUGGGACGGGGUUCUCCAAGAAAGUGAUGUGGAUCAACGCCUGCUUCUGCAACCUGAGCUGCAAGAGCCCCAACGACAUUUUCGCUGACUUAGCUCAUUAUCAUGAUUACUCCGAAGUCGCUAAUUAAGUUGGCUGGGUAUGAUGGCAUGUGCAGGGAGGGAGGGAGG